Molecule: messenger RNA, 888 nt
Organism: Hymenoscyphus albidus
Lineage: Eukaryota; Fungi; Ascomycota; Leotiomycetes; Helotiales; Helotiaceae
Source: the annotation of a GenBank genome assembly
AUGGCGCCCACACCAAAGGGAGUUGCUUUCGCAGAGCACCCCGUAAGUCAUUGAAUUGAUUUGAUUUCAUACUAGUCACUCAAUAAAAAUAUAGGAAUUCCUCACCACCCCCGCAACCCCCACCAAGCCAGCCUCACUCGUUGGACUCAAGCCGGCUCUCAAGCCAUCCUCUUCAGCGCAUGUCGACCCUGAAAAAAUCCCCUCUGAGGAUCUCUUGUCUGCCACCAUGUUUAGCGAUCUCGGCAAGCACGACUAUCCCAAGAACGGUGAGGUUCUUGGGAAGUUGUUGGACAAUCUGGAAGUAAGCUCAUUAUUCUUACUCGAGCAGUAACGCGAAUUUAUUGUUGACAAUAUGGCAUAGACCCGGUUCAAGGAGGCAGAGGAGAAGCAUGCAGCCAACCUUGGUGCCCCAACCCCCGACCCGCCAUUUACCUACCUGUCAAAGGGUGGUGUAACAUACCUGGACGUCGUUGAUAACAUGGCGGUAAGUUCAGCAAUGCAACAUUAGUUUACUUGCAAACGUACUGAUCUGGAGGAAAUCAGAGCGCAAUGCAGCAGCUGCAAUUGAAGCAGCAAGCCAAAACCAACCUGCUCCAAUUGAUCGACGAGGAAGCAGCCGCCCAACGGGCAAAAAUUGAUGAGAAGCUUGCUGCCCUCCGCCCCAAACUCGCCGCCGCCACCACCAAGUUCAAGGCAGCAGCGCGCAAGCGCACCUUAGCCGAGCGGGAAAAGGCCGAAGCAGCAGCAAAGUACGAAACCAUUGUUGCCGGUUUGAAUGCCAUCGAAGCCGAAAUCGAGGCACUAAAAUCCGCCAAGUUAUCGCCAAAGGAAGCGAGCGGCAGAGGAGGAAUUGGAGAAUGCCCAGCUUGCGGAGAUGGUGUCGUCUAG